UACAAAGCUCAGGCAACUACACUGAGUAGAAGGCAGUGUAAGCCAUCGUCCGAAUGUCGUCCAAUUGUUACGUGCCACCUCGUUCGAAGGGCAGGGGAUCAUCAAAGCCAGCGCAGAGGAAUCGUGGUAGCAGUGGUUGCAAUGUUGGUGCGAUUCACAAGGGUUCAAGUGCGCAAAUGGUAAGCUCGCAAGAGGCCUUGGACAGAAGAAGGCAACGGUUCGAUUCUACUGGCAAGCCGGAUACGGGCUAUGGACUUAUUAGUCGAGGUGAGGAUAAUAGGCUUCAGAGAGACGCGGAUGCUAGGAGACGAUACUUUGAUGAGAUACAGAGGGAAUUUGCACAGUUGUUUGGUGACUUAGACUAUGCUUCAUUGGUAGAUUCUGUGAGAGGUCUGUCGAUGGAAGAGAUUGUUGUCGGUGAAUGUGGGAGCGAUGCCUCCGACAAGCUAUCACAUGUGAUGAUAUCCUUGAGGAAACUACGGGAAGCAUUGUUGAAUAUCAAGCCUGAUGACUUCACCAAGAGCGUUUUUUUGUUCUCCAUUCGAAUCUCCUCGAGACUCGGACUCUAUCAGACCUACAUCCCAUCCAUAACGUAUCUCUUGAGACACGACGAGAUCCUCAGCAGAAGUGAGCUCAAGGAGAUUACAUAUCUCUAUUCUAUUCAUCUAGCUCACUUCAACGGUGAUAAUCUGGGUGCAUUGGAGGUGUAUUUCAAGUACAGUCCACAGGAUAUCCGUUUGAAGAGAAUCUUGUUGGCAUGGAGGACAAAGAACUAUGCCGACUGGCUCGAGCAGUACCAUGGGGAAUGUGACAUAUCACGUAAGAAGAUCAUGGCAUUUGGAGAAUCUAAAAUGAUAACCCACGCUACGAAUUGUAUUCAGAAAUCGUAUUUCCAACUACCAAACCGUUACUUGGAAUCACUUCUCCACUUGACACUGGACCAAUUGAGGGAUAAACAUGGAUGUUCGUGGACUUUAAACGGCGAAAACGUCAUCAUAAGAGUAAGGAAAUGAUACUGACGGGAUCUAUAACGUAUAUAGGUGUCACCAUGGGUCUGUUUAUUCAUCAUUAAUACCAAUACCAAUGGCUUAGU
This is a messenger RNA of Williopsis jadinii, 1093 nucleotides long. RefSeq lists its product as uncharacterized. The coding region runs from base 54 to 1013 and encodes 319 amino acids. The transcript is spliced from 2 exons. The record is from RefSeq and is a predicted model, not a curated record. NCBI's taxonomy places the organism in Eukaryota, Fungi, Ascomycota, Saccharomycetes, Phaffomycetales, Wickerhamomycetaceae.